This is a messenger RNA of Dromiciops gliroides (monito del monte), 1320 nucleotides long. RefSeq names its product galactosylceramide sulfotransferase-like. The record is from RefSeq and is a predicted model, not a curated record. Gene Ontology annotation, cellular component: membrane. Gene Ontology annotation, biological process: myelination; galactosylceramide biosynthetic process. Gene Ontology annotation, molecular function: galactosylceramide sulfotransferase activity. The transcript is spliced from 3 exons. Bases 16 to 1320 code for a protein of 434 amino acids. Lineage: Eukaryota; Metazoa; Chordata; Mammalia; Microbiotheria; Microbiotheriidae.
CGGGAGCAGAACACCAUGAGUGACCGAGUGGGAGACCUGAGCCCUCAGCAGAAGGAAGGCCUAAUCCAGGUGACCGAGAUGCCUCCUCAGAGGAAAACCUGGCACUGCAUGGUAAAGGGGCUCAUUCUGGGCUGCCUCUUUACAGGGUUUCUACUACUGCUCUACUCCUAUGCUAUUGCUCCCUUGCAAGUCACCAUGGACAAGGUCCCAGCCCGCUGUUCUUCUCCACCCACCUUACCUGCCAACAUCCCCAAAGGCUCUUGCUGGCCCAAGAUGGACAUCGUGUUCAUGAAGACCCACAAGACGGCCAGCAGCACCCUGCUCAACAUCCUCUUCCGCUUCGGCCAGAAGCACAAGCUCAAGUUCGCCUUCCCCAGCGGCUACAACGACUUUAACUACCCGUCCUUCUUCAAGCGCAGCCUGGUGCACAACUACCGGCCGGGCGACUGCUUCAACAUCAUCUGCAACCACAUGCGCUUCCACUAUUCUGAAGUGCAUAGUCUGGUGGCGCCCAACGCCACGUUCAUCACGGUGCUGCGCGACCCGGCCCGGCUCUUCGAGUCGUCCUUCCACUACUUCGGCAUGGUGGUGCCCUUCACGUGGAAGCUCACGGGCCGCGACAAACUGGCCAAGUUCCUGCAGGACCCCACUCGGUAUUACAACCCUCAAGGCUUCAAUGCCUACUAUCUUCACAACCUGCUCUUCUUCGACCUGGGCUAUGACAACGAGCUGGACCCGCGCAGCCCGCAGGUGGCGGAGCACAUCCUGGAGGUGGAGCAGCGCUUCCACCUGGUCAUGCUGCAGGAGUACUUCGACGAGUCCCUGGUGCUGCUCAAGGAGCUCCUGUGCUGGGAGCUCGAGGACAUCCUGUACUUCAAGCUGAACGCGCGCCGGGCCUCGGCCGUGCCCCGGCUGAGCGGCGAGCUCUACCGGCGGGCCACGGCCUGGAACCAGCUGGACGCGCUCCUCUACCGCCACUUCAACGCCAGCUUCUGGCGCAAGGUGGAGGCCUUCGGGCGCGAGCGCAUGGCGCGGGAGGUGGCCUCGCUGCGGCGCGAGAACGAGCGCAUGCGCCGCAUCUGCAUCGAUGGGGAGCAUGCUGUGGAUGCCAAGGACAUUGAGAAACCAUCUUUGCAGCCUUGGCAGGCGAUGGGGGCAAAGACAAUCCUUGGUUACAACCUGAAGAAGGGGAUCAGUCAUCAGUAUGGCCAAUUGUGUCGGAAAAUGGUGACUCCUGAUAUCCAGUACAUGACGGAACUUGGCGUCAACCUGUGGGUCACCAAGUUAUGGUGGUACAUCAGGAAAUUGCUACAUAUUUGA